Molecule: messenger RNA, 1575 nt
Organism: Emiliania huxleyi CCMP1516
Lineage: Eukaryota; Haptophyta; Isochrysidales; Noelaerhabdaceae
Exons: 5
Coding region: 1-1575 (524 amino acids)
Source: RefSeq, a predicted model, not a curated record
AUGGACCUGGACGAUUGCUUUGCGUACACGACAAGCGUGAGGGUGAGAGUGCGCCACAGGAUUCUCGGCUGCCUGUUUUAUGGCGUGAGCCUGUCCAUUCUUGUCGGCUACGUGGGGGUGUAUGAGCUCUACAUCCGAGAACGGUGGGGUGAGCUCGAGGCUCUCGGAGGGACACUCAAGGCUGUCGUGCAUGGCCCUUCGCCUGCCGUCCGCAAGCCUUGCAUGUCUUUUGAUCGUGUGACGACAAUCGCAGAAGCCACACCGCAGACCCUCCUCGUGGGGACACGGCUCGUAUCCAUUGUCGAGCUGCGUAACAAAUCCUGCCGCGCGCAUACUUACGGCUGCGAGCGGUGGGCGCCGCACACGCGCGAUGACGCCUUUGUUCCAGACGUCGAGCGCCACGCGGUCAUUGUGCAGCACGAGCUGGCCGAUUCGGCGAGCGGCCGCGAGGGGUUCGACACUGCUCUGCCUCGCUCGGCGCCCCUCGUGUCGGGGGAUGGCGGCGCUCUGCGAGUGGUUGCGUGCACCGGAGUGCGAGAUCCCGAUCCUGCCUGCCCCUUCAGCGGUGACCUCCUCCAUGUGCGAGAUCUGCUCUUUGUGACUGGGCUCGACCUUGACGCGCCUUUGCAGGCUACAUCGUCGCUGCGCGUGCGUGGGGUGAGCUUGCGGCUCGAGCUAGUGUACAAUGGCUCCGGCUACAGCUAUCGCGCGAGAUCCACCAAGCUGGACGCGAACGUGCUGCGCGUGGACACCCUCAACGAAUCGGCCCGCGUAAUAUCCGGCCUGCACGGAAUUGGCCUAAGCCUUGUCGAGACCGGCGGAAUGCGGCGGCUUGAGUGGCGUACGGUGCUGCUGACGAUCAUAUCCGGAUUUGCGCUGCUCUCAGCUGCCAAAACCGUCGCCGACCUCUUCCUGCUGCACUUUGCACCGCGGCGGGACGACUACCGCCUCUUUGUUGAGCAGCUGACUCCAGAUUUUGGGCCCGACACCGAGCACGAGGCGCAAGUCCUCGAUCGAGUGAGCCCCGCCGCUUGCCCACCCCGGCCUCCGCGCGCAAUCAAACGCAUCUUCCGGCCUGUUUUAUGUUUAGAUUACGUCCACGCCUCCAUCUGCGCUCAGAUUCGGCGCUUCGCUGCUGGCGACAGCCCGUGGGCGCUGCAGGUCGGCCCGAGCAGCGCCGGGCCUGCCUCGGGUGACGGAGUGCAGCUAAUCGGCACGUGUCCUGCCGGAAGCGUGCUGGCCUGCUACCCUGGCGUCACGUACGCGCUCGAGGAUCUCCCAGUGAUGAGCAAGAUCGUGCUUCCGGGCAAUGCGUACGUCGUGAACCACCCGCCGCCGCAUUCGAGGCCGAAUGUGCUGCUCUACCCGUUCGACCUGCAGCGCGGGCAGCACGAGGAGCUGCAGGCGUUGCUCGGCGUGCUGCCCUUCCGCCCGCCCACCGAGGGCGAGCCCGCCUGUCGCUCGGCGGUCCUCAUCGCGACGCGACAGCUCGCAGACGAGGCGCCCCUCGUGCGGCCCGCUGGGGAGGGCACCUGCGCCGCCGGGAGACUCCUUGUGCUACCUGCCGCCGUCUGA